This is a messenger RNA of Panicum virgatum (switchgrass), 2154 nucleotides long. RefSeq names its product glycerophosphodiester phosphodiesterase GDPD6-like. The transcript is spliced from 12 exons. Bases 232 to 1944 code for a protein of 570 amino acids. Gene Ontology annotation, molecular function: glycerophosphodiester phosphodiesterase activity. The record is from RefSeq and is a predicted model, not a curated record. Lineage: Eukaryota; Viridiplantae; Streptophyta; Magnoliopsida; Poales; Poaceae. Gene Ontology annotation, biological process: lipid metabolic process.
GUGACGGAAAGAAAAAGCGGGAGAGAGUGGAGAGACUGGAGAGAGGAGGUGGGGCGCAGGCGCAGCGCAGCCGCGCGGCACGGAGCGAGGAGCCGCACCGCCUCCGCUUCUUCUCCCCUGGAACCGUUGCUCGCUGCGUCGCUCGCACGCAUAUAGCGGGGAGCUGGGGAGUGGGGAGGGAAGUGGAGCAAGAAGAGUGUGGGCGAGAGGGGGAGGGACCACCGCUGCACCAUGCGCCCUUCUUCUCUCUGUUUUGUGCCUCUUUUUCUUCUGCUACAAUUACAUUUGGCAUUUGCUAGACCUCUCUUUCCACUACCAAGUAAGACGAAGAAUGAAGAGAAAAGGCCCAUGCAGACGUUUCGGCCAUAUAACAUUGCUCAUCGUGGCUCAAACGGGGAAAUUCCUGAAGAAACAGCUGCUGCAUACCUGAGGGCUAUUGAGGAAGGUGCAGAUUUUAUAGAGACUGACAUCCUUGCUAGCAAAGAUGGGGCCUUGAUCUGUUUACAUGAUGUUACACUUGAUGAAACAACUGAUGUUGCCAAGCGUAAGGAGUUUGCCAAUCGAAGAAGAACCUAUGAAGUGGAGUGGUUUAAUGUUACUGGAUGGUUUGUAGUGGACUUCACACUGGAGGAACUUAAAACACUUAAAGUGAAGCAGAGAUACUCGUUCCGAGAUCAACAGUACAAUGGUAUGUUUACAAUCAUCACAUUUGAAGAAUUCAUUUCAAUUGCCCUAGAUGCGGACAGAACUGUCGGCGUAUAUCCAGAGAUUAAAGAUCCUGUUUUUAUCAACAAGCAUGUGAAGUGGGCUGACGGAAAGAAGUUUGAGGACAAAUUUGUGGAUACCUUGCUUAAAUAUGGAUACAAAGGUCAAUACAUGUCAGAGAAUUGGAUGAAGCAGCCAUUAUUUAUACAAUCCUUUGCUCCUACCUCCAUUGUACAUGUAUCAAAAUUGAUUGACUCUCCCAAGAUAUUUUUGAUUGAUGAUAUAACAGUGAGAACACAAGACACGAACCAGUCAUACUGGGAAAUCACUUCAGAUGACUACCUUGCAUACAUUGGGAAAUAUGUAGUCGGCCUUGGUCCAUGGAAAGAUACCAUUGUUCCGGCUGCAGGAAACUACUUGAUGCCACCAAGUGAUCUUGUUGCACGGGCACAUGCUCAUAAUCUACAGGUACACCCAUACACGUACAGGAAUGAGAACAAGUUCCUGCACUUCAACUUUCAUCAGGAUCCCUACGCUGAAUAUGAUUUCUGGAUAAACACUGUGGGGGUUGAUGGUCUGUUUACAGAUUUCACCAGAACCCUCCACCGGUACCAAGAAUUGACAUCCCCACACCAGAAGGAUGAGACCGCAAACAGCCUUCUAGUAAGAAUUAGUGGUAGCAUGUCCCUAUCUGUCCUCACUGGGAAGGAACCAGUCCUGGAUAAAGAAGAUUUCAGGCCUCACAACCUGAGCCAAGGAAGAAUGGAAACGGCGGCGGCGGCGGCGGCGGUAGCCCGGCCGCCGGAGUGCGGCUCCGCCGGCGGACUGCUCAGCGGCACGAGGACGUCGCUGCUGCCCCGCCGGCGAUCGCCGAGGGCGGCAGCGUUCCCGGCCGGCGCCGCCGCGAGCUUUUCCACGGCCUCGUUGAAGCGACCGCCGGGAAUUCAACGCCACGGACCCCAGGUAGUUUGCGCGGCGCGGAGGCGGCGAGCGGACAUCCAGUCGGACACGUACGUGCUGAUAGAGCCCGGCAUGGACGAGGAGUUCGUGUCGCGGGAGGAGCUGGAGACGAGGCUCAAGGGCUGGCUGGAGAGGUGGCCGGGGGAGGCGCUGCCCCCCGACCUCGCCAGGUUCGACACGGUCGACGACGCCGUCUCCUACCUCGUCAGGUCCGUGUGCGUGCUCGAGAUCGACGGCGAUGUCGGGUCCGUGCAGUGGUACCAGGUCGAAGUAGAAUAGCCCGGUUUCAUGGCCGCGUUCAUGAUUGUGUGUUUCAUGGGGCUGGUUGUAGCAUGUACGGAGUACCGAGCGAAUUGACAGCAGACCGGACCGGCCAAACCGCCGAGGUCCGGUACCGGUAUACCGGUCUGGUUUGGCCAGAAACCGGUCGGCACCGGUCAAAUUCAAAUUUGAAUUCAAAAAACUCAGUUCAACCGGUUCGUACCGGUA